Penicillium expansum is the source of this 2556-nucleotide messenger RNA. RefSeq names its product telomere repeat binding factor family protein. Bases 1 to 2556 code for a protein of 851 amino acids. NCBI's taxonomy places the organism in Eukaryota, Fungi, Ascomycota, Eurotiomycetes, Eurotiales, Aspergillaceae. The transcript is spliced from 4 exons. The record is from RefSeq and is a predicted model, not a curated record.
AUGUCACGCAUCACGGGGUCCCGCAUGACACGAAGUCGGAGCCGAGAGGCAAAUACAGGGUUUAUGCCAAGCAAAGGAUCAUUGGAGCGAAAUUGGCUAACUGGGCUAACUGAGGAGCCUUCUACCCCUUCUCCGGGGUUUAUUAUGCCAAGACAUGUGAUACCCGAGUCGCCUGAAAACCACGAAGGUCAUACCAAUGUCUCUGGUACAACCCUGGGUCACAAUGAUGUGGAGCGGGUUGAUUCUCAAGUCGCCGAAAAGAUCGCGACCCACCUGCCGUUCGUUCAGCAGCAGGCGACCCUUGUGAUGAGUCUAUUGGUUCGCUCAGACAUGAACCCGGACAGCCUUGCAGCUGAGUCGAAAAGGCUCGUCGAUUCUAAUCACCCGAACCGCAAACGCCUGAGGCGAUCCGUGGAAGGGUUGUCCGAUGAACUGGAAGACUCUCCUCUUUCUCGUGAUGGCAAGUCAUUCUUGGACAUCUCUCAGGCUCGUCGUAUGCUUUCGUCCGCACAACUGGAUGCGUCCAUCUUAGAUAUUUACAUGACAAACUGCGCUCUGUUGACCCUCAACAUGUUCCUUCCCAGUAUGGGCACCGAGUCCCAGUCAGAGGUCAUUGAACAGCUGGAUUCCCAAUUCCCCGCAUGUGUCAUGAGCAACCUUGCAGACAGCUUUAUGUCACGGCCAUUUGGAGCGAGCAAUACCACAGAGGCCACGUUCAAUCUUGCCUUGGGUAUCCGCACACACUUUUUUAUCAUGGAGUUAGAAAGACGCCAACAUGAACAAGACUUCAGCCCACUCUCGAUCUUGAGACAGGUCUUUGCUAUGGACCUCGCGCCUAGUGAAGAUGACUCCCAGAUUAUGCCUGCCUCCUUCCGAGGGUUCAACUUGCCGGGUGUCUUGCAGGACGAUGAUGGCCAUCUUCCCGAACACCUCCCUGAGAAGUUUCUGGUCGCUGUUAGCGACAGAUUCAAUGAGCUUCACGAGGAACUUUAUGAGUGGGAUUCAGUUGAUAUUGAUGGGUUGAAGAAGGCAUACAGGUGGCGCUUGUUUGAACGGGACCUUGCACGUUGGAUCUACGCUCGUGAUAAAGAAAUUAAGGACGAUAUCAGACGCUUGGCAGAAAAAGUGCAUAACUCACCCGCAACUCGUCGCCUUACUUCUGUCCCGCUUGGAACUCCCAGUCGACGUCAGGCAUCGACAGUACCUCUAAGUGGUGCCAAAUCUCGUCAGGGAGACUUGUCCCAUCAGAAUCAAUCUCCACAGAAAGAACGAUCGCUGAACAUAGCCCCGGGGGUGGACAUGACAUCCGUUGCAGAUAGGGCACCUGAGGCGGAGGUGCCAUCCCAGGCAGAUAAACUAUCUGGAAACAACGUUUCUCGGUCAGGCACCGCUCAAAAUGUCCCAGAACAAACGGUCUCCGACCAGGUCGCGCAACUGGCAGCAAAGGAUCCGGGUCGGCGCAAGUCCAAAAGCAAUUUCCGAGACCCAGCCUCGCUCGCGGCACUUAUGAGGCGCCAGGCUACUAGUCAUCAACAACCUCUCUCGAACGUUGAAUCGCAGGCGCGAAAUCUUUCUACGCACACAAGCAUUGCGGCCCAAGCGAACAAUCCCGGCCCUUCUGCUGGUCCCAGAGCCGCCGAGUCUUUUGAAAUCCAACAAUCUCCUGAGUUGAGAUAUACAGACAUCGGCGAUGACUCUACAUACGUAAACAAUGACGAGGAGCUGAACCUCAGCCAGGGCCCAGAACCCGAUGUUAUAACAUCGACCAGCCCCCCUAACUCGGCUAGAAUCAGCCAUGUCAGCCACAAUCCUCGCUUCUUCGAUUCGCCCAGAGAUGAAGACACACGUCGAUCAGUCCCGGUCGCUCGGCGCUUCCUCGAUAAGCAGCAUAAUGCUGGAGUUGUUUCUCCAAUAAGCCAGUAUGAUACUCAAGGCCCAGGGAAUUCCACCGUGUUGGGCAAGCGAAAUCGGAAUGUUGAUCUCCUGGACGAUGACUCGAGCGACGGGUCAGACAUUGAAUUUGAGCAGAACAACCAGAACCUGAACCCGAGGCGCAGGGUCGAAAAGCCUCAGCAAAAUUUGCCUGCCGCAAAGCGCCAGCGUCCCCAGGAAAAUGUGCUAUCUGCCGGAGAACAGUUGCAAUCGGAUAUCAAUAAAUCGUUCCACCACAACUCCAACUCGACACAAUCGAGAGCUGAGAGUGACGAUUUCACUGAUGAAGAGACUACCGUUGGACAACAAGAACCGCCCCCUAGUACCCAGAGUCGCUGGGCUGCCUCUAAUUCCCAGGCUGCGAUAGCCAAUCGGAGAGUUCUGAAGACCAGUCACAGGUGGACAGAGGAGGAAGAUGAACGUCUGAUCCACCUCAUGGGAAUUUAUGGCACUGCCUAUGCCGCCAUAAAGAAGCAAGAUAACGCUUGCCCCCCGUCUGAAGGUGGUCCCAUGCUUGAACGUCGUUCUCAGGUGAAUUGCAAAGAUCGUGCUCGCAAUUUGAAAAGGAAGUACGUCAGAGAGGGUCGACCACUUCCACCGAACUUGGAGAAGGCAACAAAUUGA